CUCUCUCCCUCUUUUUUUCUCUCACUUCUUUAAGAAAAUAUUUUUCAUAUCCAAAUCUCAUUUUUUUCCGAAUCUCACUUCUUCAAGGAGAUGAAGGUAUGGUGUUGUUCAGGUGAGGUGAGGGGAAUCGAUGGUGCGGUUUUGGUUGAAGAAGGGUGUAUCGGUGAUGAUUUUUGGUUCAACCACCAAGAUCUGAAGUUGAACAACCACCAUCGGAUCUAAAUUGGACCACCACCGUCAUCACUAUGGUCUACGUGCUCAUCCAUGGAAAAAAGUAUGCAUUAUGUUUAAAGAAGAUGAUUGUUAUAAAAAAUGAAGAUCAAAUGCGAUUCGAUGGUGCAAUUUUGGUUUAAGAAGGGUGUAGUGGUGGUUAUUUUGGUUCAACCACCCAGUUUUGAAUUUGAACAACCACCAUCGGAUCAGAAUCGAACAACCACCAUCAUCACUAUGGUCUAUGUGCUCAUCCAUGGAAAAAAGUAUGCAUUUUGUUUAAAGAAGAUGAUUGUUAUAAAAAAUGAAGAUCAAGUAUGUUUUAUUCAGCAGAUGAAGUUUUCCAGCCUGAAAACGAGAACAUGGGCGAUUCUGCCUCAGAUCUGCAUCUAAAUGGCACCAAUGAUGAUGAGGAUGGUGUUCAGAAUUGUACUUUCACAGAGUUGCUAUCCACAGGUAUUCAGCCGGAUGAGGAAUUUUAUGUUCACCACACACCCAAUGGCACUAGAAUGUGGUGUCCUAAUGUUCCUAUUGUACGUGGCACGCCAACUGAUUUUAAGGACUGGAGCCAGUCGGUUAGGCUUUAUAUUGGUGACCGUGAUGCGCAAUUUGUUAUAGAUCAUUUGAAAGAAAGAUCAGAGAGCUUACCAGACUUUUACUAUGACUUUGUGGUUGAGAAAGGGCAAUUGAGGUCAAUUUUUUGGGCAGACGAAAUUUCUAAGAUAAAUUAUGAGGUGUUUGGUGAUGUGUUAGCUUUUGAUGCGACUUAUCACACUAACAAGUAAGGUUUGGAUACAACUGAUCUGGAUACAUUGUGGUUCAAGAAUAAUUGUGCAACUGAUCUAGAUACAUUGUGGUUCAAGAAUAAUUGUGCAACGAAGAUGUAAUGGAUCUGGAUUUGUAUUAUAUUUUUUGCAUUA
This is a messenger RNA of Helianthus annuus (common sunflower), 1130 nucleotides long. RefSeq names its product protein FAR1-RELATED SEQUENCE 5-like. The record is from RefSeq and is a predicted model, not a curated record. Lineage: Eukaryota; Viridiplantae; Streptophyta; Magnoliopsida; Asterales; Asteraceae. Bases 528 to 995 code for a protein of 155 amino acids. The transcript is spliced from 3 exons.